AAUUAUAAAUGUUUUAACACCUGUUGACGGGAAUGAAUGUGGAAGGAGAAGUACUGAGCAUGUAACAGAGAAUAUAAAAUUGGAUCUCUGCCAACCUUUACACCUGUUUUAACAAACAUACUAAACAUUAAACUAGAAUGGGAAGCCUGGGACGGAAUCUAAAGAUAAUGCGCUGCUUGGCCCCGCUAGAGUUUUUAGGGAAGAUACCUGGGUGUCGCAGAUGCAGCAGCAUGAGUUCCUGGAACACCAAUGAGUUCAAACCGAAGAAGGUUGUCGUCCUUACCAAGGUUUCCAGAUAUGAGUUUGAGAAACUGCAGAAUGAGACGUGUACAUCAGAACGCCAGCUGGAAGAACUGCUUACAAAGCGUGGGAGUGAUUAUAACAUGAUUAGAUAUCAUCACAACGUACACAAGGCGAUGGAGCAGGAGGUAGUUCGAACCCUGGAGGAUAAAGGGAUAGAGACUAAAAUUGUGAAAAGGUUCCAGUACAAUGACGAGGUUGUCAAGUGGGCAGAUCUUAUACUUACCACAGGUGGAGACGGAACCUUCCUGAUGGGUUCAAGUAAAAUCCUGAACAGAUAUAAACCUAUCCUUGGGAUAAAUACAGAUCCAACCAGAUCAGAAGGACAUCUCUGCUUACCCAAGCAUUACUCAUUCAAUAUCAAGGAGGCCAUUGAUACCAUCCUGGAGGGUAGGUUCAGAUGGUUCUUCAGGAGAAGGUUGAGGAUCACGUUGAUCGGAGAUAAGGAGAAGAUCAAUAAGACUCCAUAUGAACUUCAUGAUCAACAACUUCAGUAUCCUGAAUACCGGUAUAUGGACCUGAUGACUGAAUCCUCUGAGGCCGGAGAUCAUCCGUUCAAGGAGCCCGGGAACCCGGAGAACUCGGUUCAAUCUAGUAAAGUUCUCCCAGUUCUAGCACUCAAUGAAAUAUAUAUCGGAGAGAGCUUGUCCAGUCGAGUCUCGUACCUAGAGCUGAAGAUUGACCAGGGACCAGUGUUUAAAACUAGAAACAGUGGACUCUGUAUUUCAACAGGAACAGGUUCAACAAGCUGGACGUUUAACAUAAACAAGUUGACCCAUCAUGCUGUAGAAAACCUCCUCAAGAUUGCAUACGAGACAACAAGAUUUCCUCUAAAUUGGAAGGAUCCCAAGCUAGUGGAAGCUAUCGCUCAGAAGUUUAAUAACGAGCUAGUUUAUGAUCCUGAAGCUGAAAAAAUGUGCUAUACACUCAGGGAUCCUAUAUCAGUUGGGACCUUUCCUACAUCCACUGAGAGUAGACCACGUGGGAGCGCUAAGCGCAUUGCCGUCAGAUCUAAAUGUUUCGACGCCAGUCUCGUGAUAGACGGGAGUCUCAGUUUUAAGUUCAACGACGGGACGAAGGCGAUCAUUGAGAUUUUGGAGGAGGACGCAUUGAGAACAUUUCAGCUGUAUUCUGGGAUCUAGAUUCAGGAGGACGCAUUGAGAACAUUUCAGCUGUAUUCUGGGAUCUAGAUUCAGGAGGACGCAUUGAGAACAUUUCAGCUGUAUUCUGGGAUCUAGAUUCAGGAGGACGCAUUGAGAACAUUGCAGCUGUAUUCUGGGAUCUAGAUUCAGGAGGACGCAUUGAGAACAUUUCAGCUGUAUUCUGGGAUCUAGAUUCAGGAGGACGUAACGAAUUUGUAAAGAAUAUUUUUUUAGCAGUGAGAAACCGUAUUUAUAUUUUGUAGUAAUCAACAUGGGAUGAAUUAUUUUUUUGACUCAUGCAUGACAAUUUUAAGUUCUUUCUACCCCCCUACCAUAAUACAUCCAGGUUUCCGAUGCAAAAAUAAUUUGGCUUUCAGUUCCUUCCUUGCUCCUAAGUUGGAAAUUAAUAAAGUAAACCGCGUUGAUCAGAUUCAAAACAAUCAAAGUGUAUGUGAACAUGAAAACACAGAGUUAAAAAACGUUCCUUGAAUGCGAACCAAAGAAAAUGUGCAAGCAAUGCAAUUAUUAUUUCAAGAGCUUUUUUAUGUUGUAUAUAAUCUAUUUAAUCUAUUUAAUCUAUUUAAUCUAUCUAAUCUAUUUAAUCUAUUAAUCUAUUUAAUUUAUUUUAUCUAUUUAAUCUGUACCCUUUAUAAACAGAAAAUUUGUUACACAGUCGCAAACUAAUCGCCUCAGAGAUGGAAAUGUCUAAACCCAUGAACGAGCUCAAACUUAUCAACAUUGAAGUUAAAUUAUAAGAUUUAAAAAUUCUGAUUUCAGUCAGCCAACGACAGACGGUUAAUCUCUCGGGGUUAAGACUGUACACUGUCCACUGUGAAGUGUACAUAUUACGGGCUGGAAUAACUGAUCUGGUAGAUGUCUGUAACUAAAAAUGAUUUCACUCUGCAGACAAAUUGCCAAAAAUCAAUUUCCAACAAAUUCAUAAUUUUUUUUGCAUAAUUAGCUUUAUGCUUCAUAUCCUCAACUAUUUAAAGACGGCGUGUAAUAUUAUCAGUAGUACAACAUAUUUAAUAACUUGUUUGUUACCAAUUUAUAUAUUUUUAGAAUUAGUUAUAUAUUUCUUUCUAAACAUUCUUGAGUGCCAAAUAAAUUUUAAAUGAU
Eurytemora carolleeae is the source of this 2561-nucleotide messenger RNA. It is a transcript of the gene Nadk2, whose product is annotated as NAD kinase 2, mitochondrial-like. The record is from RefSeq and is a predicted model, not a curated record. The transcript is spliced from 12 exons. Lineage: Eukaryota; Metazoa; Arthropoda; Copepoda; Calanoida; Temoridae. Gene Ontology annotation, molecular function: NAD+ kinase activity. Bases 138 to 1442 code for a protein of 434 amino acids. Gene Ontology annotation, cellular component: mitochondrion. Gene Ontology annotation, biological process: NAD+ metabolic process; NADP+ biosynthetic process.